Messenger RNA from Colletotrichum destructivum, 452 nucleotides. RefSeq lists its product as uncharacterized. NCBI's taxonomy places the organism in Eukaryota, Fungi, Ascomycota, Sordariomycetes, Glomerellales, Glomerellaceae. The record is from RefSeq and is a predicted model, not a curated record. Bases 117 to 452 code for a protein of 111 amino acids. The transcript has a single exon.
CCUCUCUCCUUUCUUUGUGAAACCGACCACCCCCGGGUAUCUCUCUCUCUUCUCGCUAGCCGCUCGGUGACCGAGCAUUCUGUUCACCAUCACCAACGCCACUCUCCUGCAACAUCAUGAAGGUCUCCUCCGUAGCCUUGGCUUCACUCGCCGUCCUCGCGGGCAGCGCGGAAGGGUUCUGGUUCUUCAAGCCCAUUGUUAUUCGGCCCCUCACCAUUUCCAUCCCUCUCCGGGUACCCGUCGGGGGAGGCGGCGGCGGCGGCGGUGGCGGUGGCGGCGGUGGUGGGGGAGCCGCUUGCAACUGCCCGGCGCCCGUGUGCCCGCCACCUACCUGUCCCGCGCCGGACUGCCCAAAGAACGCCGCAUUCAAGCAGCGAGAAGACGACAUCACGGGCUGCGGCAGCAGGACGCCUAUCUUCAGGGGAGACGGAAGCCUGCGCCGCUGCAUCUAA